This is a messenger RNA of Theobroma cacao (cacao), 6280 nucleotides long. The record is from RefSeq and is a predicted model, not a curated record. NCBI's taxonomy places the organism in Eukaryota, Viridiplantae, Streptophyta, Magnoliopsida, Malvales, Malvaceae.
CACCGUCCGAUCAUCAUAAUCUCUCCUAAUCCAUCAAGGCAAAUACCAGCCCACUAUAUAAGCCCAAAUUCAACGCAACGCCACUUCCCAAAAAUUUCCAUUCUUUCACAAAUUCCAAGGCAAUUAUUUUUCUUCUUCUUUUCUUUUUACACUUUCAAAUCAAAUUCGCCCGUCAUGAGAUUCAAGAAAGGUAGCAAAGUUGAGGUAUUGACCAAGGAGGAGGUCUCAACCAGCGCGUGGCGGUGUGCCGAGAUUAUCUCCGGCAACGGUCAUACGUACAGCGUCAAGUACGGUUGGUUUCCGAACACUGGUGAGGCGGCAGCGGUCAAGAGAGUCCCUCGGAAAGCGAUUAGGCCUUGCCCUCCUCCGGUAAACGGGACCAAUGAUUGGGUUUCUGGCGAUGUCGUAGAGGUGUUCGACGAAUUGUGUUGGAAACCGGCGGUGAUAGUAAGGGUUUUCAGUGAAAACAACUUUUUUGUUAGGAUUCUUGGAUCGAAUAGCGAACUCAGUGCACAUAAAUAUCGAUUGCGUGUUCGACAAUCUUGGGAAGAUGGCAACUGGUUCCUCAUUGGAAAAGGUUCGUCAAAUUUCACAGGGCCGCCGAGGAGAAAAAGAUCUUUGCCUGGCUUUUCGAAUGUUGGUGGGCAGAAGAAGAGGAUCACUGAAAAAGGUGGUGUUGGUGUUCAAAGAAUAAUUAUUCGGCUUCCUUCGCCGGCCUCUGAAAAGGUAGAUGCAUUUGUUUCCCCCAAAAAUAUAUUGGGUGAAAUAUGUAAGCCACCUUCUUGUUAUAGAAUUGAUGAUACCAUGAGUUGCGCGUCGUCUGUUGGUAGUUGUAGUGGUUUAGGGAACAAUGAUCAUAACUUGUCUCGUAGUUUUGUAACAAAUGGUUGUGAAGACUUGAAGGAUUAUUGUAGUGACGCAGACUCGUAUUCUAAGCAGAGAUGUGGAGGAGGAUGUUCAGUUUCCACUAGUGUGAAAUUGGGAACAGAUUAUCAUAGUUCAGAGCUACAGGCCUAUCAGCAGGCUCUUAGAGCAUUGCAUGCUUCUGGGCCUUUGACUUGGGAAGAAGAAGAAAAGAAAUCUCAUGGUCAAUGUUGGAGGCACCCAUAUCUUGCUUCUAAAGCCAUGAUAGGGUUGAGUUUUGUCAUCUUUGCAGUUGACCAGGGGGCAAUAUCCAUGGUUUUUUCCUAAAGGAACUCUUAAUCCCUGCUGUUGGUAUGAGUUAUUUUUAAAAUUUGAUUUAUAUAUGGAGAUGCUAGUAUUUGUCAUUGUAUCUCUUGUUGCAGAUUAAAACAGGAUAAUCUUAAAAGAUGCCCUACAGUUUUAACAUGUAAAUUAAUUCUUCUUUUUUUUUUAAACAAUACAUGAAAAUUUAAGUUAUAAUGCAGGUUGGAUGUAUAGUAAAUCUGCUUUCUCUCGUUCAAAAUCUUCUAACCUUAAAUGCUUGAAUGUUGACAAGAAUAUGUUACCAUCUCUUAACUGUACACAUACAAUUUUGGCCUAUUGGGUGCUACAUUUGAUCUUACUGUCUCUGCAUGUAAACAAGUUUUUACAUUCUGAUGAUUUGAUGAUAUUUUUCUAGUUAAAUAGCUAUGGUUACAUACUAUGAUCAAAUGGUGUUCUAACAUCAUAGGUGGUUGCUUGAUUUAGUUAGAUGGGUACUCAUAAGUCCCUUUGAUGAACUCCAAGUUCGAAAAUAUUUCCCUGCUCAUGAGUGUAAUGUGCUGUAAGGGUUUUAUUUUUUUUUCCUUGCGUAAUACUAAAUGUUUUCAUCUUUAUGAAUUUUGCAUGACAAAAAUCCAUGCUGUAGUUGACAUGUACUUUUCCCCUAAUAAUGUAUAGUGGAUGAGAAUCCAUGCUGCGGGUAGCAUGAAGUUAUCCCCUAAUCAUGUACGGUGGCUGAUGCAUUGAAAGACUUGUCAAUGAGAAGAGUGUCUGUUUAUAUAUUCAGAUAUUGGAUUCCUAAACAUUCUUGUUGAAUGCAGCAGCCAUGGACUCAAAGAGGUGAUUUGGUUCAUAUCUUUUAAUAUCAGCUUUGUACUUCCAAUUGGUAAGAUUUUUUUGCUAUUUGCAUUGGCAUUUUCUGUGAGAUUAGGGGGUGGUAAUUUACGGUUGUCCAUCAUUUUAGUAUUGGGUAGGGCUGUGCAAAAGCAAACUAAGAAAAUCGACACUAACUGAGGUGUUCGGGUUGGUUUGAUUCAGUUUUUGACAGAAAUUUAGUUUGUCUGGUUUGUUUUUCUCCAUCAGACACUGAAAAAUGCAAAUUAACCAUAUUGUUAAAGAAGCCCCCAAAAAUAAGCCAGAUUUUGGAAUUGUUUAGUGGAUGUAGCUCAAACACAUUGCAUUACAAAUAAAUGAUCAAAUUCAACUCAAUUUAUUGUUUAAACCGAAAGGCCCAACCAAACCAAAAUUUCAAAUCUAAUUCAAUUUACUUGUGUAAUUAAAAAAUGUAUACAAUUAAGUUGGGGAAACCAAAAGCAAAAUGUGAAAGAAUCCUAACCCUAAGCCACUUUUUAUUUUUCAUCUUCUCUCUAAAUCCCCUCUCUCUAGUUGCUGCUCACUGCCCUCUUGGUCAGCACUCGUACUUUUCCAGAAAGCCGUUACACACCUCCUAGCUUGGAUUUCUGUGGGUUGUCCCCCUCAAACUGUUGCGUUGCAUUGUCAAUGUCUUCCCCCAUGUGCCAUGGGUUUUUCCUCCAUACCAGCCUUCCUCCAAUGAGCACCAUGGUCUUCAAGAAGCUAUCCAUAAGGUGCUAAACGAGAAAAAGAAAUCACAUGGUGUUAUGUUGAAAAAGCUGGAAGCCACAAGGAGUAUAGGUGGGGUUAGAGUCUACCUUUAUUUUUAGUAGAAAGUUUUUAGUUCUCUAUCUUCCACAUGUAGUUUAUAAAUUUUAGCCAAUGGUAUAUUAUGAUGUUUAUUUGGUUUUGGUUUGAGGAUUGUUUUCUUAUACGAAAUGUGUGGUAGCUGAACUUUAGUUUCAUUUUAUUAAAAAACUAGAUUCUUUGGUAGAAAAAAUAAAGAGAAAUGUUAACUAUAUAUAUUUUUUAAUCUGGUUUUUGCUACUGCUACUAGCUUCUAACGCUUAUUUCUCUCAUAAUAGGUUUGUAUAUUUCAAAAAUUGUUGCCACUAUUUGCUCAAAAUAUUAGAUUAGAAAAGCUGAUUGGAUUUGGUUAUGUUUCUUUUAGUGAUUUCAAUAGUUUUUUAUUUUUAACUUGCCAUUUAACAUGUUCUGUUUGGUCCUUUUUUUAAAUAGUUGGUCGUGUUCAACUGCAUUAAGCAAUCCCCUCCAUCGCUUUUGCCCGAGACCAAAAGUGCUUGUGACCUUUCAUUUUGUUGAGUAUGAAUGAAAGAUGAAGCAUUUUUCUGUUUUCAUUAUAAGUUCAUAUUUCCUCUUUUAUUUUUUUUCCCUUAAUAUUUGAGGAAGUGGAAGGUGGAAACAAUUUCACCAGUAACAACCAUUCCACUGACUAUGUAAUUUUGUUUUGCAUUUAUUGAUUUUAGUAUUAUAUCAUGGAAUUUGGAUUAUAGUUGAAGUAUAUGCUCCCAUACAGUUGUUUUGAAUUGAACUUGCCUUGUGGUAGGCUGAUAUGGUUCGGCUCAUGUGGACCCUAUUUGGUGACUUCUUGUCGUUGUAAGUUUGUUGCUUUAUUGAGGCUUGAUAUUUUUUUCUUGUUUGUUCUUUUGUUUGGAUAGUUUUUAAAUUGUGGUGUCUGUUGAUGAAUUGAUGUGAAAUUCUUGUGGUGUUUAUUGUUGGAAAGCUUAGAAAUUUGUAGUCUUUGUCAAGGAACAGCUUUGCCCAUGCUCUUAAUAUUUCAAAUGAUGAUAUUUGAAGGAGCUAAGAAAAUUGAGACAUGAGGAAAAUAGCUUUUUUUUUAGUUGUUUUUAGAUUUAAUGAAUUACUUUUCUAUUUGGUUAUGCAAUAAUGUUAUAUCUUAGUUCAAUGGUGCAGAUAUAUAAAGAUACUAGAUAGUUAAUUUUUGUAAAUGGUUUAUUUGUUUCAUGUCCUGUCCUUAUGCUAUAAGUUUUCAUUCUUUUUCAUUUUCUUUCUCCCUUACCAAUUUUGUAGUGGUAUGUUAUUAGUUGGAUCGUCUGUGGGACAUUAUUAAAUAAUAGCAUUUAAAUGCAAAGAUGUAAAUACAUUUUAGUGAUUGGGAAGGAUAUCCAAUAAGGAAUGCCACUGUAUAAAUAUUCAAGUUGCGGAAAUAAUAAUGGGUAUAGCUUGGUUACUCAGCUAUAUUUAAGUUUCAACAGAUUUUGUGUCGAAAUUUACUUCUACAUAGUGCCGGCAGGUUUAUGCAUUUCAACUGGAAUUGUAUGUAUUUGCAGUUUUAUAUAUACGUUGUAAAUCAUCUCAUGAUGGUGGGUAUGAAUAUUAUACUUGCUUUAUUUUUGCAGUAUAUGGAAUUUAUGUUGAGGAAUGUCUUGAUGCUUUCUCAGAAAAUCUCAUGGCCAAUGUUGGAAGCAUCCAUACCCUGCUUCUAAAGCCAUGAUGGAGUUAAGUUUGUCAUCUCUUGCAGUUGACCAAGGGGCAACAUUCAUGGUUUAUUCCCUAAAGGAUCCCUUAAGCCUAGCUGUUGGUAUGACUUUUUUUUUUAAUAAAUGUUUCAGAUAUGAUUUAUCUAUGAAAAUGCUGGUAUAGGUCAUUCUAUUUCUUGUUGCAGAUAAAUCAAGAUUAACUAAAAGGUGCCCUCCAUUUUUAGUAUGUAAAUUAAUAGGUUGCAGUUGCACUUAUAGAAAGAGAAUUCUUUUAUUUUUUGGGGUCAAUACAAGAGAAUUAAAGUUGUAAUAGUUGGAAAAUGUUUUUAUCUCUGGAUUGUGCAUAUCCAAUAAUGGAACAUUUUUGGCUGGAUAAUUAUUAAUUGGCUCUAAACCUUGCUCCACAUUUUCUCUUUUUCUCUCUAUGCAAUGACUUCUCGCAUUAAAUGCUUGAGUAUCGACAAGAAUAUGUUAUUAUCCUUGAACCGCAUAUUUGGCCUUCCAGGGCUGCAUUCUAACUCUGUGAUUCUCUGGAAAAACAAGUUCAUGCAUUCUGAUUAUUGAUGAUACUGGUCUAUUUAAUAUCUAUAUUUACAUACUAUGACCAAAUGAUGUUCUAACUUCACAGUUGGUUGUUUGAUUUUGUUAGAUGGGUACUUCUAAGUCCCUUCAAUGAACUCCAAGUUUGAAACUCUUCGUGUCCAUGAGAGUGAUGUACUGUAAGAGAAACAUUUUUCUUGCGUAAUAUAAUACUAUAUAUAUUAUUUUUCAUGUAUUCUGCAUGACGAAAAACCGAUGCUGUCCUUUUCCCCUAAUGAUGUUCAGUGAAUGAGAAUCUGUGCUCCGGGUAACAUGUUCUUUUCCCCCAAUCUUGUACUAUGGGUGAUGUGUGGAGAGGCUUGCAUGGAUUGAUGUUUGACAAGAAGAAUAUUUGUUAUAUAUUCAGAUUUUGGAUUCAUAGUCAUUGUUGUUGGAUUGAGCCAUGGACUGAAAGAGUUGCUUCAGUUCAUAUCCUUUGGUAUGAGGUGGGUUUCUUUCCAAAUGGUAAGUCUUGUUAGCUAUUUACCAUUUACAUGUGUCAUGCCACCUUUGGCAUUUUCUUUGAGACUGGGGAGUGGUGGUUUAAGGUUUUACAUCAUUUUAUUAUUGGAACAUUUUGGGAUUUUGGAUUUUAACUAGUGUGAAUGUUAAAGUGAUAGAAUAUAUAGGUGUGUGUGUGUAUAUCUAUACACACACACACACACACACUUUAGUUGUUGUGAAAAACCCUGAUGCCUUACUUGAUGUAGUUCAUAGAUUUUCAACUGAAGAGUAUUGAUAAGAAAUAUCAAAAUUUUUUUAUCUAUUCUUGAAAAGUUUCUACAAACUGAUUUCUUGAACAAAGUUGUCUAGCAUCAGUAGUGCGUUAUAUGAAAAUGGUUCUAUAUUUUAAAUGGCUAUGCUUUAGACAUUGAUUACGCUAUGCUCUUAAUAAACUGUUUCAAUUGCCACUAGUUGUUUAAAUAAAAUUCUGUUGGUUACAGUAAAACAUUCUGUUAGCAAUAUUUAGCAGCAUAAGGAGCAGGGUAGUCCGGGAGUAAUGCUGAUGAUCUCCAUAAUAACACUUCCUUUGUGAGUAAAAGCUGAAGGCUUGAGAAUAUUGACGGUUGCCAACAUCACCUGAAUACUGUGAGUGAUACUUGCAUGGAGAUUGUAAUUCUAUAAUUAGGCAUUGAUUUGUCUUUGAAAACAUUUUGUAAUAGAAUAAUGAAUACAUAUAUUCUCUAACUAAUCUAUCUCGUGGAAUCUAAUUGGUCUCAUCU